UUACGGGGAGAAUCCAACAUGUCAGCCUCCAUGUCCAGAUUAUGUUCAGAAUUGUAAUGAAAAGAUUUCUAGACAAAUGGAAGUCCUACAGACACAGAUUCGUUCCGUGGAUUGCAUUGAAUCUUCGUAAAAAUGAGAGAACUAUUCGCCAUGUCACAGAGCGCUCAAAAGACCGGCUGGUCUCGGAUGAGGUGGUGUCAGAAACACUACUACACCUUUUUAGGGCACUGCUCAGAAAUGACGUUGCACACCAGGGAGAGGUGUUACGUCUGCUUCCCGCCUCGACUCAAACCCGCUACCUCAGCCCAGAGACCACUGAGGGACCAGACAUAGGAGAACCAAAAGGAGAGCAUAGGCCCAUCGAGACGAUGUUACUCACGGUUGGGUUCUGUAUUGAGAGAAAGCCUAGUUCCUUGCCGUUCGCUGGAACAGGAGUCUUUGUUACCAGGGGCUUUGUGCAUAAAGGAACUACAGUGGCCAUGUACCCAGGUACCAUCUAUCAGGCAUAUGAGCCCAUUCUCUUCCAGUCCAUUCGGAACCCUUUUGUAUUCAGAUGCAUAGAUCAUGUUUUGAUUGACGGCAAUGACAAAGGCAUCUCUAAAAUAGUGUACAGGUCGUGCAGUGGAAGAGACCGCCUUGGUCCUUUCGGGUUGAGUGACAUCACUUGGUUGACAGCCAAUACAGAAAACCCGCUAGCAGUGGGUCAAUAUGUGAACAACUGCUCAAAUGAGAGGGCUGCAAAUGUGUGCUAUCAGGAGUAUGAUGUGCCUGAAGCAUUUCCUCUAGAACUUCGCCAGUACCUUCCCAAUGUGAACUACAGACAUGAUACGCAAAGGCCUUUGCGAUGUGUGGUCCUUGUAGCGUUAAGAGACAUCCACCCAGGGGAGGAACUCUUUUCGAACUACUUCACCAUCGUGCAUUAGGUCACAUUUUUAAAACCGGUACUACCCGAACUUAUUCAAGAAGAAACACUUGGCUACAGUGUGCCUUAGUGCACACAACCCAGGUCUUAAGAUUUUUGAACACGUAAGAUUAUUAUGAAAAGUACUUAUUCAACUAGUCAAGUGAAAGCCUCUCUGAAGAACUGUGGGCCAGAUGAUUCUGUGUAGCCUAUGAGGGAAGGACAAUGAAAGAGACUGAAGGAAAAAUGGAGAACAUGAAACUGAGAAGACCAUAUUCAUAAGAACAUUUUCCUUUAUUUCUGCAUCUAUACACACGUUUUGUCUGGAACAAAAUAUAAAAUAUUCAACGAAAGAGUAUGUACAGUUUUAUGAACAAUAAACUUUUACUUUUGAAUGAUGA
Molecule: messenger RNA, 1302 nt
Organism: Salvelinus namaycush (lake trout)
Lineage: Eukaryota; Metazoa; Chordata; Actinopteri; Salmoniformes; Salmonidae
Gene: setd9
Product: SET domain containing 9
Exons: 7
Coding region: 42-923 (293 amino acids)
Molecular function (GO): protein binding
Source: RefSeq, a predicted model, not a curated record